AUGGGGUGGGUUUCGGUCGCGGGGGGCACGGGACUCCUUGCGCUCACCAGUGGCGACACGGUUGGUCACAUAGACCGCCCAUCCAACGACGUCAUUCGUAAGACACCGGACCCCAUCUACGCGAUUGGUCUCACCAAGUCCAAGGCAGCGUUUCGCAAAGAGCAUGCUCGGUUUUUAUCCUCCGUAUGCGUAACAUCGGACUCGCAGCGGCAGGACAGCUUAUCGCAUCACAUAGGACGGAUCUGCCCGUGUCGUGAGGUGCAGUGUAAAAAGUCACCUUCGACGGACGCUCUAGUAGCUCUCACGGAAGGUAUUGAAAUGCCGCACCGUGAUAAUAACCCAAGUUGGGGAUGGGGAAGAUCAGCAGAGUCUCGACUAGGCGAAGCAUUGUUCCACUCAUCACUCCUGUCUGCAGAGCUCAUCCUGCCCGGGAGUGCUAGGGGACGGGAAGGUAACGUGGGUAGGGUACCUUCCGGGCCAGCCGGCUCUGGCUGCGCUGCUGAAGGGAGGUCGUUUGGGGUCUCCGUUGUCACCUUUACUCUCGAGAAGGCUAGUCGUGAGCUGGCCCCGAGUGGGACAAGGUAA
Messenger RNA from Pisolithus orientalis, 585 nucleotides. RefSeq lists its product as uncharacterized. NCBI's taxonomy places the organism in Eukaryota, Fungi, Basidiomycota, Agaricomycetes, Boletales, Pisolithaceae. The transcript is spliced from 8 exons. The record is from RefSeq and is a predicted model, not a curated record. Bases 1 to 585 code for a protein of 194 amino acids.